UAUUUACUUGUGUGGCAGCACUGUGAAUUCUUGUUUUGCAACGAAGUCUCGCCGUGGCUUCGUUUUCCUUUGUGGACCGUUUUUUGUCACUAAAAGGGACACAAGCAACGUGCUCUGUCUUGCGUUCAGAGCUAGAUGACAGUGAAGACCAAGACCCGGGAACCCGACGCCCAGAAGCAAUAAUUGUCUCCCUACCAUCUAGCUAAGCAACUCCAUCCACCUCUCUUUCAAAAAAAAAAACACCAUCCACCUCAGAUCCACAAGCUCUGCAUUCGGAACCCAAAAUCUCUCAACCUCAACCAGUGCCUCCUCAUCCAGCGUUUGGGGAUCGGAUCAUUGCACUGGCACGGAGUUGGAACUAAUCAAGCCAUCAGCAGCACAAGUGUCACUCUGUAGUUGCUGGUGCUCUUGUCUUCUUUCUUUUGAGAGACAAGCUUCUCAUGUAACUGGCAAGUAUAAGAGUUGAGCAUCUCGGAGCUACUGAAAGCACCAACAGCCACUCUGUCAUCUAGCUAAGCUGCAGCUCCUACCUUAUGUGUGCAGAUCUGCUGGAUCUUGAGCCCCAAAAAACCUUUUUGCGAUUCCAACCAUUGCUGCGUUUCAAUAUUUGGAGAUGGAGUAGGCAAAAGCAGCUGGUCAUCCAGUCUCCCCCGUGAGCGCCAGCGCCGCACACGCUCAAGGACUUCACCGGGUAUUGGGUAGUAAGCACAAGUGACGUUGCUGCUCCUCUUUAGGGAAGAGGCUCAAAACCAGAACCUUUGAAGUAUGAGUGGAAUAGAGGUAGCUUUAGCGUCUGGAGUGUUGAAGACUGCUGGUGGCAAGCUAGCUUCACUGGUAGCCAGUGAGUUUGCUUCCAUAACAGGUGUGGAGAAAGACCUCCGUGAGCUCCAGGGCAAACAUGAGCACAUAAGUAGGUGGUUGGCUGCAGUUCGUGACGGAGCCAUAGGGACUAGCACACCACUUCCACAGGUGAACGAAUUGAGAAAUGUUGCCUAUGAUAUUGAAGAUUUACUCUUUGAAGUCGACAUUGAAGCUGAGAAACACAAGAUACACAGCGACGGUGACAAGCAACCAAUAGCGGACUGCUUCUGUGCAAAACCAAAAUCACUUCUGUUCAGAUGCAAGGUGUCCAGUAAGAUCAAGGCAAUCAGGGUGAAAUAUGAGAAGAUUGUAAAGCAGGCAAGUGAUGCUAAUAUUAUAAGGAACAAUUUAGGACUGGAUCAUCCUGUUCGAAGUAGCAACACCAGGACAGCUGGAGAGCCCUCCAUGCUAUCUAAUGUUGAAGACUCAAAAAUACCCAGAAGAGAUCAGGAGAAGGAUGAAAUCAUAAGUGAGAUUUUACAACCUAAUGAAGGGGAGGAUGGCAGAACGGUAGUAUCUAUCGUUGGAUUAGGUGGGUCGGGCAAAACUACUUUGGCCAAACACAUCUGCAAUGACAACAAGAUAAAGGAGCACUUCAGAGACAUGAUAUUCUGGGUGUAUGUAUCUCCAGAAUUUGAUGUCACCAAGCUUAUCAGCAAGCUGUUUGAAGCAAUCGUUGGGGAAAGGUCUGAUCUUCAUGUUCAACAGAAUAUGCCUCGUGAAAUCUCAAACAAGUUAGGUGGUAAGAAGUUUCUUCUUGUCCUGGAUGACGCAUGGCAUCAGGACAAACAUGACUGGGAACAAUUCAUGGUGCACCUCAAAAGUGGCGCACCUGGAAGCAAGAUUUUGCUUACUACUCGUGAUCUGAAGGUUGCAGAAAUUGUGAAAUCAUGGCAUAUAUAUGAGCUGGGAUUGUUAUUGGAGGCUGAGAGCUGGAGCUUGUUUCUAAAGAGCUCUGGGUGCGUAGAGGAGGAUUUGGGCUCUGAGUAUGUAGAAGUUGGAAAAGAGAUCCUGAACAGAUGUAGUGGGGUGCCUCUAGCAAUCAGAACACUUGGAGGUAUCCUCUCUGAGAAUAAGGAAAUAAGUAUCUGGAGAGCCAUAGGAAGGAGCGACUUAUGGACAUAUGAGAGUAUAGAAGGCAGAGUGUUCUCUUCCUUGAAAUUGAGCUUCAUUCACUUGCCAGAUGAACUAAAGCAAUGCUUCUUUCUUUGCUCUAUAUUCCCAAAGGGCUCAAAAAUCUACAAAGAUCGCUUGAUUUCCCAAUGGGUAGCACAUGGAUUCAUCAAUUUGAGGAAUGGAUUGCAGCCAGAAGAUAUCGAAAGUGGCUACUUUGAUUCUCUUGUAAAAGUUGGCUUUCUUCAGGAUCCUUCAAAGGACAGCGAGACUGAACAGCUAGUAUGCAAGAUGCACGAUUUGAUUCAUGAUCUCACUCGACACAUACUGCAGGACGAAAUGGUGACCAGUGUAUCAAGUAUUAUGACAGCAAACCGCACUCAGAGGUGCAGAUACUUAUCGAUGACUUCAUGGCCAGAGAAGGUUGACAGGAAUUCAUUUCACAAGGUCCAUGCUCUCUUUAUCUCUGGAGGUAAUCCAAUAUUUGAUAAACCAGUUAAGAAGAGCUCCUGUGUCUGCAGUGUUGUUCUGGACUUCACAGAAAGCACUCCAUUUCCUCAAUUCACACUGAAAUUUGAAUAUCUCGGAUAUCUUGAAAUCCGUAACUUUAGUUGCACGAAAUUUCCAGAAGCCAUCUCAAGUUGUUGGAACUUGCAGUCACUUCGUUUAAUCGGGUGCAGAGGUCUUGUUGCAUUACCAGAAUCUAUUGGCAAGCUUAAGAAGCUCCGAACUCUAGAGUUGAAUUGUGCUUAUGAUCUUGAGAGUUUACCUCAGUCAAUUGGUGAUUGCCGAGACCUUCAAUCCUUGAAUAUAUAUUUUUGUUGGCAAUUAAGAGAGGUACCAAGCACCUUGUGUGAAAUUAGUAACCUAAGAGUCCUUCAUAUAUAUAAUUGUUUAUCUCUAAAACAGUUGCCGUCAGAAUGCAACUUGCGUACUCUGGACCUUCUUGGAACCGAAGUUAGCAUGCUACCUCCAUGGAUUACUACGAUUGGUACUCUAGAGUGUAUAAACCUUCAACGUUGCCGCAAGCUGCUGGAGUUGCCUAAAGGCAUAGGUAACUUGAAAAGACUCACAGUUUUGAACAUAGAGGGUUGCAACAAACUGCGUUGCAUGCCGUCAGGUAUUGGACAGUUGACUAGUUUAAGACAGCUGGGCUUAUUUUUUGUCGGGUGUGGUAGAGAUGAUGCGAGAAUCUCUGAGCUUGAAAAUCUUGAUAAGCUAAGUGGUGAAUUGAAAAUUAGAAACCUUAAGUAUUUGAAGGAUCCAUGUGAUGCUAAGAAGGCUUGCUUGAAACAGAAGAAUGGCAUAAAGACUCUGGUUUUGGACUGGUCUUUGGAUGAAGAAGAAAAAGAGUUAGCCUCAGAUGUGGAACAAGAGCAGGGUGUGCUGAGUGCUCUUGAACCACCAUCGCAUAUUGAGAGCUUGAAAAUCAAAGGUUACCAAGGUCUCUGUUUGCCACGGUGGUUGAUGGAGCAGAAUGGUUCUUCUUAUUGUGAAGGCACAACGUUAAAGCAAACUGGUCCUUGCCAGUAUCUGUCUUUAACAAAUCUGACACUAUCACAUUUUCCCAACUUGAAGCAUAUGCGAGGACUUGGGAAGUUUCCUUCACUUAAGGACCUCAAACUAUUGGAAAUGGCUAGUUUAGAGGAGCUGUGGACUACAACAAGAGGUUUUGAAAUUCAGGAGGAAUUAAGUGCACAAUACUGCUUCCCUGCCGUAUCCAACCUAUCCAUACGGGACUGCCCGAAAUUGAGUACAAUGAAGCCAUACUUCCCACCAUCGCUGGAGAAGCUGUGUUUAAGUGGAAACAACUUGCAGCUGUUAUCCCCAGGCAACUUCUCUCAUCUGCUUCCUACACCUGCCAAUGAAUCCUCAUCACCCAGCACCCUGCACUCGGCAGCCCCUCUUUUCAAGCAACUCCAAAUGCUUCGAAUGAUGGGAUCAUCACCUGGCUGGGAAUUGCUUCAGCACCACACUUAUUUGGAGACCUUACUGAUUUUCGACUGCGAUGACCUGACACAAGUACCUGAGAGCAUUCGAAGCCUCACCUCCCUCCGGCAGCUGCAAAUCAUCGAUUGCCCCGCCCUUGGCGCGCUGCCUGACGUGAUUCAUCACCUCACCUCCCUUGAAUAUCUUGACUUGGUACAUUGUGGUGCGCUGGCCGAGUUGCCAGAGUGCAUCGGGCAACUAUCUGCGCUUCGGCGGAUUUACAUCAUGGGUUGCCCUGCCCUUCAGUGCCUGCCCCAAUCCAUACAACGCUUAACUGCUCUCCAGAGAUUGAUCAUUGCCCGGUGCCCUGCUUUGGCGAGUCGUUACAAGCAAGGAGUGGGGCCGGAAUGGCACCUUAUCUCUCACAUCCCUUUCGUGCGGAUAUCUUGACCAGAGGAUUAGGAGGCUGACGGCCCAGCGCCUUUGCCGCCCAAGACAUGCGCGCGAACGCGGCACCACCAAACCCCGUGGUUUGGACAUUUACGGCUGCCCUGCUUUGGCGAGGCGUUACAAGCGAGGAGUGGGGCCAGACCGGCACCUUGUCUCUCGCAUCCCUCAUGACUCAUGAGACGAUAUAUCAUAUAUACAUUAACUGGAUUAGGACUCCUAAUGGCCCAGCGCCUUGCCUUCCAGGACGCGGCAGCAUCAAGCACCUUGGAUCGGAUUGGAUUGGAUUUCAAGGACUAGAAGGAUUCGACUGCUGGUUGGUCCCCUUUGUCUAGAUUACCCAGAAGUGUUCUAACGAACAAGCUUACCACUGGAUGCUCCUGAGAGGAAGCACAUUAAAUUUUGCUCGUACUCCUGCUCCUGCGCUUCCUGUAUGCAGAUAUUAAGCUCCCUUAAAGUUUGUUUACAAUGUUGGUGAUUCAUUAAACACACUCGCUUUGGAACACAUUCAGGCCCUCUGCUUCAUCAUCCUUGCAUUCAGACGACAAUAAGGUGGAACAUGAAGCCUUCAUGUCGGUGCUUGCAUGAGUCCAGUUUCGUGUGGCAGUGCUGAUUCGCAAGAGAAAAUACCUCCUAAUGUGGUCCUAAUUUUCUGGGCAUAUGCUGAUGGUGUCUCGAUAUAAGCUGUUUCCCUGCCUUAAAGAACACUCUGUUUCUGGGCACCGAUGGACUCUGUCCUCAUCUCAGCCAAUCCAAUGGCGGCGUUCUGUUCGCGGUCGGCGGCCGCUGGCCGGUGCCAAGAGCGACGACGAUGAGUGAGUAGCUGCCAAGAGCGAGGGUCAUGUAUAUAUGAUCAGAAGUUCACGCCCAUCCCGUCGCAUUCCAGUUUGCAAAUUAGCAGCCGCGAUUGGCUCGGUUUCAAACGUUUGGGGCCAUGUUUUGGGUCCUUGUAUGAUGCCAAUGGAUUGAAUUUUUCGUUGGCAGGAGAGUUCCAUGGUGUCUUGUUUGUCAAAUCUGUUGAUUACAGCCUCCGAGAGUCGUUCCUACUAAGCUGGAGAAAAGGAUGCAAUUGCAUUUUGGGG
Panicum virgatum (switchgrass) is the source of this 5432-nucleotide messenger RNA. RefSeq names its product disease resistance protein RGA2-like. The record is from RefSeq and is a predicted model, not a curated record. Bases 766 to 4353 code for a protein of 1195 amino acids. Lineage: Eukaryota; Viridiplantae; Streptophyta; Magnoliopsida; Poales; Poaceae. The transcript has 8 exons. Gene Ontology annotation, molecular function: ADP binding. Gene Ontology annotation, biological process: defense response to fungus.